Molecule: messenger RNA, 786 nt
Organism: Monodelphis domestica (gray short-tailed opossum)
Lineage: Eukaryota; Metazoa; Chordata; Mammalia; Didelphimorphia; Didelphidae
Source: RefSeq, a predicted model, not a curated record
AUGUGCCCCAUUCUCUCCAGAGACCUUGUGGUUGAAGCUCUCUUCGCACCUUCCAAUGGACCGCCCCAGCUGCAUGAGGACUCACCUGCCAGAUACCAGACCUUCUCCUACAUAGCCAGGUAUCAGAAACACUUUCUGAUGGAGUUGCCCUGCCUCCCACUGUGCAGAGACAAAGAUGUGGAGUUUUGGACCUACUUCAAGAGGAGAGAGAUGCAGGAAAUCGUACCUAGAUUAUUUCUUGGUCCAUAUUCUUCUGCCUCGAAAAACAAGCUCCCUGAACUGCAGAAACUUGGAACAACCCAUGUCAUAUGCAUAAGGCAAAGCCUUGAAGCAAAGUUUAUACAGCCAAACUUUCCGCAAUUCUUGAAGUAUUUAGUCUUGGAUGUUGAAGAUAAUCCAGCUGAAAACAUAAUGGACUUUUUACCCGCAAGUAAAGAAUUUACUGAUGGAAGUUUGCAAGCAGGAGGAAAAGUAUUUGUCCAUGGAAACGCAGGAUUAUCCAGGAGCGCUGCCUUGGUUAUUGCAUACAGAAUGGAAACGUUUCGAAUGACAUUCAAUGAUGCUUUUCUCCACGUGAAAGGAAGAAGGUACUGUAUUUGUCCUAACGAUGGAUUUAUCCACCAGCUUCGGGAAUAUGAAGCCAUCAAUCUUGCAAAAUUAACUGCGCAGAUAUCACCACCGGAACAGGGAAGAUCUUUAUCUUUUCUAUCUGGUAAUAGUGGCAAUUUGAAGGGAAGGCACGAAGAAGAAGAAGAAUUUGGGAAUAAAAGAAUGACAGUUGAAUAG